GAGUAUCUGCAAGGGUUUGGAAACUCCCACGCCUCCGAGGCCCUUCCCGGCGCUUUGCCCGUAGGCCAGAACAACCCCCAAAGAGCACCAUACGGGCUGUUCGCUGAGCAACUGUCUGGGACAGCCUUCACGGCUCCGCGCGCCGAGAACCAGAGGAGCUGGCUGUACCGCAUUCGGCCUUCCGUCUGUCACACACCCUUCGAGGCAGCGUCCUCCCCCACCCUUGUCCGCUCAUUCACCGCCGGUUCCCCAGAAUGUCAGUCAACACCGAACCAGUUGCGGUGGUCUCCCUUUGAGUUGCCCAAACAUGGAGGCGUAGACUUUGUGCACGGUUUGCACACCGUCUGCGGAGCUGGCGACCCUAGUCUGCGUGAUGGACUGGCGAUUCAUGUCUACCUCUGCAAUGCGGAUAUGGACAGCUCGGCGUUCUACAACUCUGACGGGGAGUUCUUAAUCGUCCCGCAGCAGGGUCGCCUGGACAUCCAGACCGAAUUUGGCCGACUAGUGGUAGAGCCUAAUGAGAUUGCCGUGAUUCCACGAGGAAUCCGAUAUGCCGUGAGGUUCCCGGACGGUCCUUCACGAGGAUAUAUCCUCGAGGUGUUCAACCGUCACUUUGAGCUUCCUGACCUCGGUCCUAUUGGUGCCAACGGAUUGGCGAAUGCCAGGGACUUCCUGUACCCAACUGCCGCCUACGAAGAUAUUGAGAACAAGACAUAUACCAUCAUCAACAAAUUCCAAGGACAGCUUUUCGCUCUGCAGCAGACCCACUCGCCGUUUGACAUCGUUGCAUGGCACGGGAACUACGCUCCAUACAAGUAUGACCUGCGCAAGUUCAAUACCAUCAACACCGUCUCAUUCGAUCAUCCGGACCCAUCUAUCUUCACAGUCCUGACUUGCAAAUCCAGCACUCCUGGAGUCGCAAUCGCUGACUUUGUCAUUUUCCCACCACGGUGGAUGGUAGCUGAGCACACGUUCAGGCCGCCCUACUACCACCGCAACUGCAUGUCUGAGUUCAUGGGUUUGAUCUCGGGAGGCUAUGAUGCCAAAGCCGAAGGCUUCCUCCCUGGUGGAGCGUCUUUGCACAGCACGAUGAGCUCACACGGUCCGGACAACGCCACCUUCGAAAAGGCAUCUACGGAAGAACUGAAGCCCGUCAAACUACGCCCGGACGGUCUGGCCUUCAUGUUUGAGUCCUGCUACAUGCUCUCGCUAUCCAACUGGGCUCUGCGUCCUGACCAAGCGGGUGGGAAGGUGCUACAGGCCAAGUACUAUGAGUGCUGGAUAGGCCUGAAGAAGCGGUUUGACCCGAAGAAUACGGAGGGAACUUGGGGUCAGGAGAAGGUUAGUGCUUAGGCGUAGAAGCAGAGCGUAACGUAGGCGCGUAGUCGACGACGAACUGUCGUCGAUGAGAGGCAUGCUCCCACGGUGUGCUUAUCAAUGUAUAAAGAUUAGGCAAAUUGGCCCCCCUCACUCAUUACUGUAACAUGAUGUUCUUCAAACUCAUAUGCUAUCCUCC
This is a messenger RNA of Fimicolochytrium jonesii, 1516 nucleotides long. RefSeq names its product Homogentisate 1,2-dioxygenase. The record is from RefSeq and is a predicted model, not a curated record. Gene Ontology annotation, biological process: L-phenylalanine catabolic process. Gene Ontology annotation, cellular component: cytoplasm. The transcript is spliced from 11 exons. Gene Ontology annotation, molecular function: homogentisate 1,2-dioxygenase activity. Lineage: Eukaryota; Fungi; Chytridiomycota; Chytridiomycetes; Spizellomycetales; Powellomycetaceae. The annotation marks the transcript as partial.